Messenger RNA from Meloidogyne enterolobii, 567 nucleotides. The record is from the annotation of a GenBank genome assembly. Lineage: Eukaryota; Metazoa; Nematoda; Chromadorea; Rhabditida; Meloidogynidae.
AUGUAUCAUUUAUUAAUAAAAAUUCUUUUAUUUUCUUCUCUAAUUUUAUAUCCAUUUUCUGAGGAUUGUCAUGAGGAUAACGAUGAUUAUCCUACACCAUCACCAACUUGCCCACCACCUUUUACAGUGUAUACCAAUGUGACCAACGAAUUUGAUCUAGUUCCUUGCUUUGGUAAGGGCUUCACUGUAGAGAAGAAUAGUUAUGCUGGAAUUCAAGUUGAAAGAACUAAUCCUGGAUAUUUAAAGUUUUCAUUGGCAUCGGAAAAAGGCGAUAUUAUAAGCCUGGGAAUUGAUACGAACGAUAAGAUUUUUAUCGACGGAGAGAUAUAUAAAGGCAAAUUACCGAAUAUUAAAAUUUCAAAUAUUUUUGGAGUUCAUUUUGAUAUGUUACGUAAAAAUGCUACUGAUACCAAUCCUAAAAAAUAUAAAAUUAAGCUUAGAGUAGCCAGCAAAUAUGGAGAAUAUCUCUGGGAUGAUUACUAUUCUGACGCUGAUUUUGAAAGUGUAACAAAAAUUUAUAAUUACGGAAAUUCAAGAAUGUUAAGUAUUAACUUCUAUAAAAGUUGA